AAAACUACGGUACGGGUACGUUACCAUAAAAAAAAAUAAAAUUAAUUAAAAUAUAUUGUUAAAGAAAUCUCAUGUAGAUAAUUCGUGGCAACCACUGGUAAUUCAAAAUCAGCACAUUCUUAUUUAAUUAUUUAUAAUAUUUCGUGUAUAGGUCCUGAAUGUUUGAUUUACUGUGUAAGUGUAAUUAUGUAUGAUAUCAAAUUAUUGAGAUUGAAUCGGUGGAAUUUAAUGGCACGCUACUUCAAGAAUGCUUGUUAAGAAUAUUUUUUUAAAAAGAAGCUAAAAUGAUGGCAAAAUCGUAAAAUCCAUUAAGUAAUUUUUUUUAAUUUCCUUUUAGUUUUUUAAGUAAGAAUUUCGUUUUUUCAUAAUACAACUCGACAAAGUUAUUAAAAUGGGGACGCGUGGGUUUGCUUUGUUGAAACGGGGUGUGCACUUUUUUUUCUUUUUUUGACUAAAUAAAAAAGGGGUGUGCACUUUGUUGAAAGUAAUAAUCUCUUUUUCACAAAACAACUCGUCAAAAGAACCUGGUGUGCACUUAUUACAAAGAAAGAUGCUUGAAACAAUAAUACAAAUCCUUGAAAUAUAGACUAAUAAACAAAAGAAAGAUGCUUGAAGUUUCCCAUAAAAUGUAAGUCACUAACUAUGAAUAUUUAACAUGUGAAAAGGUGCCAAUAAAUCAACUCUUUACUAUCUUGUUUAUUACAUCUCACUGAUUCCAUUCCAGUUAGAUUCAAAUGGCUAGUAGCAGCAACUCCUCUGCUUUAGCUACAUUGCCAAAGAAGAGGAAGAAUUAUUAUGAUGUGUUUGUCACCUUCCGAGGUGAAGACACUCGCAACAAUAUCACUGAUUUUCUUUUUAAUGCCCUUGAAGAGAAAGGCGUUUUAGUAUUUAGGGAUGACACUAAUCUUCCAAAAGGUGAAUCCAUUGGACCCGAACUCUUUCGUGCAAUUGAAGACUCUCAGAUUUUCGUUGUCAUAUUCUCAAUGAACUAUGCUUCCUCAACUUGGUGUUUGCAAGAAUUGGAAAAGAUAUGUGAAUGCGUUCAAGUUUCUCGAAAACAUAUUUUGCCUGUUUUCUAUGAUGUUGAUCCUUCUGAGGUGCGAAAGCAAAGUGGGAUUUUUGCUGAAGCCUUUGUCAAACAUGAACAAAGAUUCCAACAAGACUAUGAUAUGGUGCAAAGAUGGAGGAAAGCUCUCACACAAGUGGGAACAAUCUCUGGUUGGGAUAUCCGUCAGAAACCACAAUAUGCACAAAUUAAAGAGAUUGUUGAAAGAAUAAUAAAUAUUCUGGAUUGCAAAUCUUCGUGUGAUGAUGUUCAUGCUCAAGUGACAGCCACACCAUUUGGCAGAGGUUAUGAGGCCUUGGAAUCCAGAACAUCAAUGUUGACUGAGAUGAUCACGGAAUUGAAGUAUCCUAACAACUUCAUUAUUGCGGUGUAUGGGAUGGGUGGUGUGGGUAAGACAAAACUUGUGGAACAGUUAGCUUGGCAAGCAAAGAAAGAUAGGUUAUUCAGUGUUGUAGCUAUUGCUACUAUAACUGAUUCUCCAGAUUUGGAAAAAAUUCAAGGCAAAAUUGCUGAAGAUUUGGAUAUGAAAUUUAAUAAGAAGACAAAAGAAGGAAGAGCAAUGCAAUUACGUCAAAGGAUAUGCAGUGAGAAGAGUAUUCUCGUUAUUCUUGAUGACAUUUGGGGUAAACUUGAUUUGACGGAAGUGGGGAUUCCUUUUGGUGAUGAUCACAAAGGAUGCAAGUUGGUAGUGACAUCCAGAGAUCGUAACGUAUUGAACUCUGAGAUGGACAUUCAGAAAGAAUUCAGACUUGAAGUUUUACAUGAUGAGGAUAGUUGGAAAUUGUUUGAGAAAAUGGCAGGUGAAGUUGUUAAAGAUUUCAAUAUAAAACCAAUUGCAGUAGAAGUGGCCAAACUUUGUGCUGGGUUGCCCCUUUUGAUAGUUACUGUGGCAAAGGCUUUGAGGAAAAAGCAUGUCUCUGAUUGGAAGGAUGCCUUAAAUGAAUUAAAGAGAUUUGAUCAAGAAGGGUUGCAUAAUAAAGUUUACUCUACUCUGGAAUUGAGUUAUAAUUUUUUAGAGAGUGAGGAACUGAAGUUGCUAUUCUUAUUCAUUGGUUCCUUUGGACUAGAUUACCAUUACACUGGAAAACUGUUUUCAUUUUAUUGGGGGUUAGGCUUAUAUAGACACCCUCACACGUUGACAGAUGCAAAAACCAGAUACUACAAAUUAAUAAAUGACCUCAAGGCCUCUUCGUUGUUACUUGAGUCUGAAGCUGACCGGGUUAGAAUUCAUGAUGUUGUUAGAGAUGUGGCUAAAUCAAUUGCAUGUAGGACUCGCCCAACCUAUGGGGUGAAAAGGUACACUUCGAUAAAAGAAUGGCCAGAGAUAGAUCAACAUCAAAAAUGCCAUCAGAUCAUCGUGCCUUGGUCUUAUAUUCACAAGCUUCCUGAGAAGCUGGAGUGCCCAGAGUUGAAGCUACUUCUACUGAGUAAUAUCCGUGACUUUUUGAAAGUCCCCGAUGACUUCUUCUCUGAGAUGAGAGAGCUAAAGGUCCUUGAUUUAUAUGGAAUGAAUUUUACCCCUUCUCCAUCACCAUCACUUAGUCUCUUGACAAAACUCAAAACAUUGAAUCUUCCUGGAUGUGUGUUCGAAGACAUAUCAAUAGUUGCAGAGCUGAAAAGUUUAGAGAUUCUCAGGCUUGAAAGAUCUCAUAUUAAAGAGCUCCCAAAAGAAAUAGGACAGCUAACUAAUCUUCGAAUACUGAAUUUAACCAAUUGCACUGGACUGAGAUUCAUUCCUGCAAAUCUUAUUUCAAGUUUAACAUGCUUGGAAGAGUUGUACAUGGGGAAUUGCUUUAUCCAAUGGGAUGUCAAGGGAAGCAAAAGCAACAAUGCAAGUCUCGAAGAGCUAAGGAAUUUGUCUCAUCUAACUGCUUUAGACAUAAUGAUUCAAGAUGCUUCAGUUUGGCCAUGGGACUUGCAGGUCUUUGAAAAGCUUGAAAGAUACAACAUAUUUAUUGGUGAUAAGUGGAAAUGGUCUUUGGAUUGGUCUGGAAAUGCUUCUGAAUCUUCGAGAAUACUUAAGCUAGAAGACAGUAGGAGUUCAAACAUUCUUUUCGAUAGCGGGUUUAACUUCUUGCUGAAUUCUGCUGAGGAGAUGUGCCUUGCCAAAAUACAAUGUGUUAGCAAUGUCUUUUAUGAACUAAACAGGGAAGGUUUUCCACAAUUAAAGCAUUUGUGCAUUCAAGACAGUUCUGAUCUGAAGUACAUCAUUGACUCAAUGGGACGCGGCAAUUCUUAUCCUGUUUUACCCAACUUAGAGACUUUGGUUCUUGAAAAUCUGUUUAAUCUGGAAGAAAUAUGCUAUGGCAUACUUCCAAUUCAAUGUUUUUCCAAACUAAAAUCUUUUGAAGUCAAAGGCUGUGACAAGUUGAAGAAUCUGUUAUCGUACUCUCACGAUAGAAACCUUCCUGAACUUCACAAAAUUAAAAUUUCUGAUUGCAAAAUGAUUACAGAAAUCAUAGUUGUGCAAACAUCUGAGGCUGAUAAAGACAUUGACAAGAUUAUGUUCCCCAAAUUGGGUUCACUUGAAAUCGAGCAUUUGCCUAGUCUCAUUAGUUUCUGUUCUAUUCCAUUGAAAGCUGAUAAACAGUGCAUGCCUGUGGAACUAAUUAAUCAAAAGGUUGUGAUGCCCCACCUUGAACUAUUAAAGCUGUCUAAGAUCAAUUCUAGGAAACUGUGGGAUGACAAUCUUCCGGGAUGUUCUUUCAGUCAAAACUUGAGGAGUUUGACAAUUGACGAAUGUGAUAACAUAGUGUACGCAUUCUCAUUCUCAAUGGUUAGAGAACUUGUAAACCUAAAGCAUCUUGCAAUUAGUAAUUGCCGAAUGUUGGAGGAGAUAGUUGUCUUAGAUGAAGAGUUCGGUAAUCUUCCUUUAUCUCAGAAACCAUUUUCUAUUGAUGAGGUUGUAUUUCCAAACCUGGAGACAUUGGAAAUCUCCCACAUGGAACACUUGAAGUCAUUAUGGCACAAUCAACUAGCUUCAAAUUCCUUCUGCAAACUGAAGCAGUUGAAAAUUCAAUUCUGCAAUAAAUUAUCAAAUGUAUUUCCAUCUUAUGUGCUUGAUAAAUUACAGAAGCUGGAGAUAGUGACUGUAACUUGUUGUGAUGCUCUUGAAGUUGUAUUUGAAACACAAGGUCUAAAUGCAGCUGGUGGUAGACAGACAAGGCUGGAAAUGCAAUUGAGAACUCUCAAUUUGAACCAUUUACCGAUGCUGAAACACAUAUGGAGUGGGAAUCCUAAUAAAAUUUUGCAGUUUCUAAACCUCUGCCAAUUGAAAGUUACUGAAUGCCAAAACCUUAAUCAUGUAUUUCCCUUCUCUAUGGCUAAAGAGAUUCAGCAUCUCCAAGAGCUUUUUAUAGCAAAAUGUGGCGUAGAGAUUAUUGUAGCACAAGAUGAAACGGCUGACACAGAUCCAUUAUUUAUUUUCCCAGAAUUAACAUCUUUGAGUUUCCGAGAUUUAACAAAACUUCGAAGCUUCUACGGUGGAUUACAUAACUUGGAUUGUCCUGUUUUAAGACAUGUGGAUGUGUAUCAUUGUGACGAGCUCGUACUAUUCAAUCCAAAGUCUCCAAAUUACCAAGAGAUUGUCCCAGUUGAUACAGUAGCCCUUCUCUCAAUUGAAAAGGUUGUCCGCAACACAAGGCAGCUUAUUCUGAACAGCAAGGAUGUCAACAUGUUAUGCAAUGGUCAACUCAAUGAUGAGCCUAUCUACACAGUACAAGCUCUUAGCCUGCGAUGUUUUCAUGACGAGUCUGACAAAUUUCCAUCUGGUUUCCUCCAAAAGUUUAUCAAUCUCAAAAAGCUUAAGGUGACAUGUAGUUCCUUCACAUAUAUUUUCUCGAGUGGAAGCGAAUGCGCUAGACAUUCUGAAACAACUAUCAAGUUGAGAAGUUUAGAACUCGUUACGUUAAACAACCUCGAGUUUAUAUGUGAAGAGAAAUCUGAGGUGCACCCAAUUCUUCAAAAUAUUGAAACUUUGUCUGUACAUAGAUGUUCUAGACUGAAGAAUGUAAUUCCAUCAUCAGCGCUGUUUGAAACUUUAGAGCAGUUAGUGGUGAUAGAUUGUCCUGGUUUGGAAAAUAUUUUGAAAUCAUUAACAGCUAUCAGUUUACAAAAACUUAGAAGAUUAUACAUAGAUGGUUGCGAAAAGAUAGAAGAAAUAGUUGCAAGUGAUGAUGAGAAUGAUACUUCUGAGCUGGCUUUUAUGAAGUUGGAGUAUCUGAUGUUGAGGAACUUACCAAGGCUACGAAGUUUUUGCAAGGGAAGACAUGGCUUCAAAUUUCCACUACUCAAGUCAUUAUUUGUAAUAAAUUGUCCAGUGAUGGAAACUUUCUCACAUGGAGUGCUGGAUGCAGCAAAGCUCGUAGAAGUACGAGUAACACUUAAAUAUGAAUUUGAAUGGAAUGGUGACCUUAAUACUACUAUAAAAAAAAUGAGUAACAGAAAAGGUAAUAUCAACUGAAUCAAUUAUCUCCAAUCAUGAUUCAAAUGUUAUGGCUUGCAUUCUCACAUUGUUGAUGUUUUUUUCUUGUUCAUGAAUAUCCAGAACUCUGAGGAUGAUUGAUUUUGUCCUCAAAAAUUAAAUGAAGGCUCAAGUAGAUAAUUCGUCGAAACCACUUGGUUGUAUCCAUAUGUUUUAGGUAUGAGGCUAAUCGGCUAGUCCUUAAUGUCACAAAGCGUUUACAACCAUCAUGAUGUAUCGGUUUAAUGACUUUUCUAUGAUAAUGACUUCUGUAUCUUGUUUUUCUGUUGUUUGCAAAACUAAUCUCUACUAAAAUUUCCUUCUCCUCAGUUAAUAUUGGUGCUGAAUGUUUGAUUUAGUGUGUAUGUUUAUGAGAUCAAUUAAUAAUUACAAUUUAUUAUUGAGAUUGAUCA
Messenger RNA from Trifolium pratense (red clover), 5941 nucleotides. RefSeq names its product probable disease resistance protein At4g27220. The transcript is spliced from 6 exons. The coding region runs from base 735 to 5528 and encodes 1597 amino acids. NCBI's taxonomy places the organism in Eukaryota, Viridiplantae, Streptophyta, Magnoliopsida, Fabales, Fabaceae. Gene Ontology annotation, molecular function: ADP binding; ATP hydrolysis activity. Gene Ontology annotation, biological process: signal transduction. The record is from RefSeq and is a predicted model, not a curated record.